GAAAGACUGAAUCCAGGGAUCUGAGUCAGCAGCUGCUGCGUGUCGGAUCCUCAACUUCCGCGGAGACAGACCAUCUCCACAACAUGUUUACACCUACACACUUCACAAUGGACCCAACCGUUACAAGACUGUCCUAAAAACAAUCGUUUUUGUGAGGAAGAAUAAACGCAGAAGGGAGAAGACGAGUGGACCAAAACGGAGUCUCAAGAGAGUGUUUUCCCACGAGGCUUCAUGUCCGUCAGAAUUUCAGCCAUGAGCGUCCUCCCUCCGGUUCGGCGGGACCGCGUCAUCGCUCAGCUCCCUCAGUCUUUUAGGAAAGAGGCGGCUGUCCACACUAAGGAGGAUUUCAGCAACAAAGUGAAGACUGCGUGUCAGCAGCAGCGGACCGGCACCGUGGGUAGAUUUAAAAUCUCCAAGGUCAUCGUGGUGGGGGAUCUGGCUGUGGGCAAAACGUGCAUGAUUAACAGAUUUUGCAAAGAUGCCUUUGAUAAGAACUACAAAGCAACGAUCGGUGUCGACUUUGAGAUGGAGCGCUUCGAGAUUCUGGGCGUUCCCUUCAGCCUCCAGCUGUGGGACACGGCUGGUCAAGAGCGGUUCAAGUGCAUCGCGUCUACCUACUACAGAGGAGCUCAGGUGGUGAUAAUCGCGUUUGACGUUAAUGACAUUGCCUCUUUGGGUCAUGUAAGGCAGUGGCUGGAGGACGCCUUGAGGGAGAACGACCCCACCGCUGUUCAGCUGUUUCUAGUUGGAACAAAGAAAGACCUGAGUUCUCCUGCUCAGUAUUCCCGGAUUGAACAAGACGCCCUCAGAUUAGCAAAUGAGAUCCAUGCUGAGUAUUGGGCCGUUUCAUCGCUGACAGGGGAAAACGUGAAGGAGUUUUUUUUUCGAGUUGCCUCAUUGGCAUUUGAGAUCAACGUUCUCGCUGAGUUGGAGAAAAGUGGAACAAGACAAAUUGGAGACGUCGUCAGAAUCAGCAGCACUUCAAACAACCUGUCCGCUGCAUCAAAGAAGAAACAGUCCAGCUGCUGUCAGUAAGGAUGGAAGCAGAGGUUUUAAAGUCAAACACACAGACUGCAACUGAGACUUUUCUCAGUGGAGGAUUGCCGUGGAUGCUGUCCAGCUGCGCUGCAAAGAUUUCUGUGGUUGGAGGAGGAGGAGUCUAAUAACUUCUCUUUCCCUACCACAUUAAAAGUCAGUUUUUCCUGUCCUCAGGAGUUUUCCUCCUUGGGAUAAGUGUGGAUUCCUGUGGUGUCGCUCGGUUUAACUUGCCCUAAGUAACUCAGUGACUCAUGACUUACACACCAAAUUAGUAUUAUGGCACUGCCAAGAUACCAAAGAAUAACUGGCUUCUUGCUUUGCUUAGAUCUUGGUUUAAACCUUAGUUUUGCUGCUGCAGUGAUUUUUACAACCAGUACUUUUCAUCACAUUCAUGUAUUUGUGUUGAAUAACUGUUUUACUCUGUAUUAUGGCUGUUAAAUUGCAGCCCUACGUAAUUUUAACCCUCAUAUGUUAUCAAGUUGUGACUUAUUCUCUUCACGAGUGGCUUGCAAAGGCAAGAAAACAGUGACGGUUUAUUUUCACUCUGACUGAAACUAGUUUUGUAACGAUACUUGAUGGUACGCUCUGUUUACAAUCAAACCAGGGACCCAAUUUGUUUCAUUGUGGUUGUGUGUGGGAACAUUUACCACGGAUUGUAAGUGAAGGGUCUUGUGGUUUAUUUUUUUAGUAAUAUAUUACAAAGCAGAAAAACAAUUUCACAUAUUAAAAAUAGGUACGAUUAAAUCGCCAUUAUAUUAAUUGUUUCAUUGAAGAUUUACAGCAUAUCUGCAAAUUAAAGUGUUCAUGUCCAUUUUAUAA
Cololabis saira (Pacific saury) is the source of this 1857-nucleotide messenger RNA. RefSeq names its product RAB34, member RAS oncogene family a (gene rab34a). The transcript has 11 exons. NCBI's taxonomy places the organism in Eukaryota, Metazoa, Chordata, Actinopteri, Beloniformes, Belonidae. The coding region runs from base 232 to 1035 and encodes 267 amino acids. Gene Ontology annotation, molecular function: GTPase activity; GTP binding. The record is from RefSeq and is a predicted model, not a curated record. Gene Ontology annotation, biological process: endocytosis; phagosome-lysosome fusion.